AGGGAUCGCCACUACUAUUUCUGAGAUAUUAAGAAAGGUUAAACAAGGUCACCCAGAAAACCAUGAAAGAGCCAUUACGGACCCUUGAGACCACUUAUCCUUAGCAGGGAUCUAAUCCUGGUGGACCCUGAUUCGUUAUAACCAAUUCAGGAAGAGAGGUUAUUUUCUUCUGAGGAAGUCGUCUGUAAGGACUAUGCUCUCCCUAACCCCAGCUGGACUAAGGACCUAAGACUCCUUUUUGACCAGUUCAUGAAGAAAUGUGAAGAUGGCUCCUGGAAACGUUUGCCUUCAUACAGACAAAACCCUCCUCAAGCCCUUCAAGAGUUCCAAACCCACUUUGUUGACUCAAAGUUUAAGAAAGAAGAACAAAUGUCAAAGGCACAACAGUUCACCAGAAGCUUAGAAGAAGGACUAGGCUUUGAGUACGCGAUGUUCUAUAAUAAGGCUGAGAAGAGAAUUGUCUGCUUGUUUCAAGGAGGUCUUCACCUGCAAGGAAUGCCUGGAUUUGUUCAUGGAGGUGCCAUUGCAACCAUCAUCGACAUCACUGCCGGCAUGUGUGCAUUUUCUGAGGGCAUUGUCAUGACUGCCAAUCUCAACAUCGACUAUAAAAAACCUAUCCCCCUUCUUUCUGUUGUUGUGGUAAAUAGCCAACUUCAAAAAAUUGAAGGAAGGAAACUUUUUGUUUCCUGUACUAUUCAAAGUACUGAUGAGAAGACUUUACAUACACAGGCAACAGCCUUAUUUAUAAAGCUGGAUCCUGACAAACCUUUGACAUAAAAGAACUCUGGUGAGUUCCACACCGUUCUGCAUGAGGUCCCCGCCCCCUCCAGAAGUAGCACCUAUCUCCACUCCUGUCACAGCUGCUGAAUCCCCCAGGGAAAGUCUGCUCUCACAGCUCCUUCAGCGCAGCCUCUGACGUGGCUGCAGGAACUCACUCUCACCUUCCAGAGUUAUCAUAAGAAGUACUGCCCGGGGGCGUCUCAGCAGUAAUCUGUAUGUCCACGUGACAACUGUGUGGUUCUAACUCGUGAACAGACUUCAAAGCUAACAAGCAUAGGACCUGCUCUGCUGUGGGCUGCAGAAAAAAACAAAAGACCAUAUUGAGACUUGGGCUGCAAAUGUGGAAAUGCACGAAAACCACAGGCAGGGAUAGAUCCACAGAGCGUUGAGUGACGUGCGUGUGUGCACAAGCCGCGCCGGGUCUUACAGAACUAAGUUUGUUGUAUCUGAACAAACUCUCUUUGGCCACAUCAGGAACACAGCUCAUUGCUGUGGGAAUGGCCCCCACACAUCAUUGUCUGGGGCCCUAGAGAUUAAAAUACUGUUCAUUUUUCUGGCCUGUGCUGCUGUAGCUUAGAACACUGUAGUCUGUCACCCCUGGAAGAAGGCUUUGUUACAUUUCUGGGACUGUAAUGAAGAGCUACAAGCUGGGUGGUUUAAACAAAUAAAAAACGUCACUGGCACAGCCCCAGGGGCCAGCAGUCUAAAAGUAUUAACAAAACGUUGCUUCUUAAGGUUCUGGGCGGGCACUUUCACAUCUCUCCUGGCUUCUACCAAGGAAGCAUCCAGCUUUCCUUGGUUUUUAGACACAGCAUAAUUCCUAAUUGCAUCUCUUUUAUCAUCUUCUCUCGGUUGUAUCCACAUUUCCCUUUGUGAAUGUUUAUUUAUUUAUUUGUCUGGGUGGGUGUGUGUGUUCAGGUGCUAAAAUAAAUUGGGAGAUUAGUGUUCUACAAA
This is a messenger RNA of Rattus norvegicus (Norway rat), 1734 nucleotides long. It is a transcript of the gene Them4, whose product is annotated as thioesterase superfamily member 4. Gene Ontology annotation, cellular component: ruffle membrane; mitochondrial inner membrane; cytoplasm. Gene Ontology annotation, molecular function: medium-chain fatty acyl-CoA hydrolase activity; long-chain fatty acyl-CoA hydrolase activity. The record is from RefSeq and is a predicted model, not a curated record. Lineage: Eukaryota; Metazoa; Chordata; Mammalia; Rodentia; Muridae.